AUGAUGUCUGUUGACUCUAAACCGUACCCAUUCUCCAAUGGUCUACAUUUAUUUGGACAAUUGGUGAUCGGACCUCCUGGUAGUGGGAAAACCACAUACUGUGCUGCAAUGCAUGAUUUUCUUGUAAAAUUAGGUCGAAAAGUUGCUGUCAUCAAUUUGGAUCCAGCCAACGAUAGCUUACCUUAUCCAUGUGCCAUUAAUAUGGCUGAUUUAAUUUGUCUCGAUGAGGUUAUGGAUUAUCUCGGCUUAGGUCCAAAUGGUGGACUAAUCUAUUGUAUGGAAUAUUUAUACACAAAUCGAUCGUGGCUAGCGAAUCAAUUAGCUUUAUUAAAACAGAAAGAUCCGAAAAUUUAUUUAAUAUUUGAUUUGCCGGGUCAGGUGGAAUUAUACACACAUCAUCCUUGUAUGCGUCAACUUGUCUGUUAUCUUACAAAUAAACCAACCAAUUUAAAAAUAAACACUAAAAACCAAUUACCACCCCUCUCAUCAAUACAGUCUUCAUCAUCCUUACCAUUAUCUAAAGAUGAAGUACCUAAUUCUCUUGAUUUACAUUUAACAUCAGUACAUUUAAUUGAUUCACAUUAUUGUUCAGAUGCUGGAAAAUUUAUCGCAUGUGUAUUAACUUCUUUAUCAGCUAUGCUACAAUUAUCUAUACCACAUGUAAAUAUAUUAAGUAAAGCGGAUUUAAUUGAACAAUACGGUGAAUUAGAUUUUAAUUUGGAUUUUUUCACAGAAGUAUUAGAUUUACAAUAUUUAAUUGAUUGUUUACAUAAAACUACAAAUAAUAAUGAUCAGUCACUAUUCAAUAGUAAAUAUACACGUUUAAAUCAAGCUAUCAUUGAUUUAAUACAAGAUCGUUCAAUUGUUCAAUUCUUGUUAUUGGAUAUACAAGAUCUAUCACAUAUAGAACGUGUUAUGCGUUAUGUGGAUCGUGCUAAUGGUUAUGUGUUUGGAACAAAUGAACAGCACAAUCUUCAAAGUUUAUUACAUUCAGCUUCUGGUGUUGAACUGGCACCUGAUUGGAUAGGUAUGAUUCAAGAAAAAUAUAUGUCUAGAAAGAAUGAUGAUGAUGAUAAUCAUAAUACUAACAGUAAUGUACAAAAUGACGAUGAGCCUCAUAUUGAUUUAUUCGCUUAA
Messenger RNA from Schistosoma mattheei, 1137 nucleotides. The record is from the annotation of a GenBank genome assembly. Lineage: Eukaryota; Metazoa; Platyhelminthes; Trematoda; Strigeidida; Schistosomatidae.